Messenger RNA from Lynx canadensis (Canada lynx), 2664 nucleotides. RefSeq names its product atypical chemokine receptor 1 (Duffy blood group) (gene ACKR1). The record is from RefSeq and is a predicted model, not a curated record. The coding region runs from base 1448 to 2638 and encodes 396 amino acids. The transcript has 2 exons. Gene Ontology annotation, cellular component: membrane. Lineage: Eukaryota; Metazoa; Chordata; Mammalia; Carnivora; Felidae. Gene Ontology annotation, biological process: regulation of chemokine production; chemokine-mediated signaling pathway; inflammatory response. Gene Ontology annotation, molecular function: C-C chemokine binding.
CUGCCGGGCCGCUCGCCCGAGGGCAUCUCUGAUGGAAACAACAGAACUCUCCAAGGGAGAGAAGGGUGUUCGCCCCCCUUGGGCUGGGUCCGUGCCUUCCAGAGUGUGCGGGGUGGGGCCCUGGACUGCUCCCCGCUGCCCUCUGCCCGGCGGUGCUGGAGGAGAUGGAAUCAGAGGCACCGUCAACCGCACUGCAGGAGAGACCCCCCCCCCCCAGCCCCCGCCAGAGUCACUGUCCAACCCCCUCACGUUGAACCUGAACUGAGCUGGCACCCUGGGGGGAAUGGGGACCAUCUGUGUGAGGGACCCCCCCCCCCACCGUGUGUCUUUGCUUCCCCCCUCUGGCCGCACGCACCCCAACAUAGAUGAGAAAGAGCUACCUGGUGAAACUGAGUGAAAACAUCCCAUGCUUUCUUGGAAUGAAAUAGUGUCACCUAACGGGCCCCUAUCUCAUCCUUCUGACUCCGGUGCUCCGUGACUCCCCCCUCCCAACGUCCGGGCCCGUCCCCACCCAAGAGAGAGUAAAAUGCAGGGGUGGGGAACGAAACAGCAGAGAGCGUGAGAAGCGGCGGAGGGGAAGGGGCGGCGGAAGAACAGAGGCGUUGGCUCAGGGGGACGCGCCCGCAGAGCGAAUGCUUUCCCUCCGCCAGCCCGAGAGCCGUCGAAGCCCCCAGCCCUGCGAGGAGCUUCACAUUUGGUAGGACGCCAGCCCGGUGUAGCAGCUCCAGAGGCGUGACGGCCCCCCACAGAAGUAUGAACAGAGAUUACCCCAUAGGCAGCAUUUUAAAAUCUGCCGUCCCAUCCUCCCCCAGGGGCUGCUCUGACUCGUCACACUGUGUGUGGUGCUUGCAUGGAGAAUGCAUUCACCGCGCCCACAGGUGGCCAGACACCCGGUCACUCCCCGAAGCAGCUUCAUUGUGCAGCCUGGGCAACUGCCCCCCCAGCCCCUCCCCUACCCACACCGGACCGGCCAGGCGCCUGCCUGACACCCGGCGCUCAGAUCCGUGCGCGCGGCACACAGCACGCAGCCACCCACACAGACAGGUGCACGGGCCCCUCAGGCCGCGAGCGCCCCCAGGAUCCAACCCCAGGCCCCACUGACACGCCGCCCCCCCCCAACAUGUCGCCCUGGAUCCAGCUCAAGGGGAUGGAGCGGCAGCGAGAGUCAUCGACUGUCCUUUCCCUCCACUUUCCCCCAGCACGCCUCUUACCUCUGUCUUGCGCGUAACCCCUGGCCCUCUCUUCCUUCCUUGUGCCUCAAGGAUCCGUCCUGGCUGGAAAGCCCCCUGGCUUCUCAGCCUCCCUCCCUUUCCACCUGUGGGAAAAUACCCACCAUCUGCUCGCCACCUUUUUCCUUUCCCGAGUGCAGGUCCCACUGGCGGAAUCCAGCCUCAAAACAGGAAGCCCUGGGCUGGUGCCCCCCGCGGGCCUGAGGCCGAGACAGGCAAUGGGCGUGGGGCAAAGGCUUCCUGACUUUCCCGCUCCCCCCCGCCGCCUGGCCCAUGGCCCUGCCCAGAACCGAUGGCCUUCAUUAGUCCCUGGCACUUAUCUUGGAGCCACAGUCACCGACAGGACGUCCCCGGCCCUUGCCUCUGCCUGCUCUGAGCUCAGCGGCACCAUGGGGAACUGUCUGCAGCACCGGGUGGCGGAUGAGGACGCUACGAAGUUCACCUUGGGAGAAGAUAUCUGGGAUGAGUUUAAUGACUCCUACGACAUGAACUACAACUACAGCAUUGUGGAAGCCGCCGCCCCCUGCCGCUCCUGCCCCCUGCUCGACGACUCCUCUCUGCCCUUCUUCGUCCUCGCCAGCGUCCUGGGCAUCCUUGCGGGGGGAGCCGUGCUCUUUGCGCUUCUCAGGCCUCUCUUCCGCUGGCGGGUCUGCCCUGAGCGGCCGGUCCUCGUACAGCUGGCCGUGGGCAGCACCCUCUUCAGUAUCGUGGUGCCCAUCCUGGCCCCGGGGCUCAACGGGGUGCAGAGCACGGCCCUGUGCCGCCUGGCACACUUGCUCUGGUACGGCUCAGCCUUUGCCCAGGCUCUGCUGAUUGGGUGCCACGCCUGCCUGGGCCCCAAACUGGGUGUGGGCCACGUCGCGGGCAUCACCCUGUGGCUCACUGUGGGACUCUGGGGGGCGGCUCUUCUCCUGGGGCUGCCCGUCACGCUGGCCAGUGACACCUCCCGUGGACUCUGCUCCCUGAGCUUCAACAAGAGCCCCAGGUUUCUGCCGCUUUUGCACGUGGUGGCCAGUCUUACCGCCUUCACCUUGUUGCCACUGGGCUUGUUAGGUACCAAGGCGCUGACGAAAGCGUGGGGCAGGUGGCCAGGUCCCUGCGUUAGUGUCCUGUGGGUCUGGUUUGUUUUCUGGUGGCCUCAUGGGGUGGCUCUGGGCUUGGACUUUCUUGUGAGGUCCAAGUCCUUGGUACUGCCGACGUGUCUGGCCCAGCAGGCUCUGGACCUGCUCCUGCACCUGGCAGAGGCCCUGGCGAUACUCCACGGUGUGGCCACGCCCCUGCUCCUGGCCCUGUUCUACCACCAGACCACCCGCACGCCCCUGCCCUCCCUGCCUCUCUCGGUAAGACGGCCUUCUCAUCUGGACCCCCCGGGAGGCAAGUCCCAGCUCCCUUCGCACCUGUCAACCUGAAUUAAAGUCUACGCUACUUUUACCGA